AUGAACUCGCAAGAGCGGCUACAACGCGCCAUCUCCAUAGCGGCAGAUCCAUUCUCGGAGCCAGAGGUCUACUAUGGCGAUCCAGACGCUGAACGCCACCGGCGGUCGUUCUCAGCGAACUUGAGGCCAGUCAACCGGCAAGAUAUCAAAGAUUUCCUUGGGAAGUUGCCAGCGCGGAGAGGGAGUCAUGAUGAAUUAACCUUGACUUCUCGCAAAUUCCUCAUCGAUGUCGACGAAACGAUUGCAAACCUACUGGAGCGGGAGGAUACCAAUCAGGAUAUGGGUAUCACAAUCGAGAGUGUUGGUCCAAAGGUCCUACCAGUAGGAACAGCCGCCUCUCAAGGGUAUAACAAGAUUGAUAUCCGCGGUACCUACAUGUUGUCCAACCUCCUCCAGGAGCUCACUGUCGCAAGGGAAUACGGCCGCAAGAGAAUUGUGCUUGAUGAACAACGGCUGAGUGAGAAUCCAGUCAACCGUCUAUCUCGGUUUAUCAAAGACAUGUUCUGGAAUGCGUUGACUCGACGGAUUGAUGGGUCCAAUAUUGCUGUUGCUGGUUUGGAUCCGAAGGACUGGACUGGUGAUCCUCGACCUCGUAUAUAUAUCCCCCCGGGAGCACCAGAGCAACUGGAGUAUUACAGACGAGUUGCCGAGGAAAAUCCUGAAAUGGGGCUUGACGUUCAAAUGCUGGAAAGCCAUAUCACCCCUGAAUACGUGAAGGAUUUGAACGCUAAACCUGGUCUCUUAGCUGUGGAUAUGGAGGAAUAUAUCAAUCCAAAAACGGGCAAGAAAGACUUGCGUGGAGUUCCUUUCGUUGUCCCUGGCGGUCGUUUCAAUGAACUGUACGGCUGGGACAGUUACAUGGAGUCUCUGGGGUUGAUUGCCAGCGAUCGGGUAGAUCUAGCCAAGGCCAUGGUAACAAAUUUCUGUUUCUGCAUUAAACACUACGGCAAGAUCCUCAACGCCACGCGCACAUAUUAUCUUUCGCGAUCACAACCCCCUUUCCUCACGGACAUGGCAUUGCGAGUGUACGACAAGAUCAAAUCGGAGCCCGAUGCCCUCGAUUUCUUACGGAAGGCAACGCUUGCAGCAAUCAAAGAGUACUACAGUGUAUGGACAGCAGAGCCACGAUAUGAUCCAGUCACUGGUCUUUCACGAUAUCGCCCCGAGGGUUUAGGGGUCCCGCCCGAAACCGAAGCAACCCAUUUCCUUCAUCUUCUCACGCCCUAUGCUGAGAAGCAUGGUCUUACGUUCGCAGAUUUUGUCAAAGCUUACAACGAUGGGGUUAUCAGCGAGCCUGAACUUGAUGAGUAUUUCCUGCAUGACCGCGCCGUGCGUGAAUCCGGUCAUGACACGUCAUAUCGCCUGGAAAAAGUCUGCGCCAAUAUAGCGACCGUUGACCUCAACUCACUGUUGUACAAAUAUGAAGUUGAUAUCUCACGUACCAUACGUACCUAUUUCCAGGAUAAGUUGGAGAUACCAAAGGAAUUCCGCACUCCGCAAACAGAAAAUAUCGAAUUCGAAACUUCGUCCAUUUGGGACCGUCGGGCGAGGAAAAGAAAAGCUACGAUGGACAAGCUGCUUUGGGAUGAAGAGGCGGGCAUAUACUUCGACUACGAUACGGUCAAACAGAAGCGCUCAUCGUAUGAAAGUGCAACGACAUUCUGGACAAUGUGGGCUGGAUUAGCAACUCCGGAACAGGCUUCGAAGCUCGUCAAGUACGCACUUCCCAAACUGGAGGAAGCCGGAGGUCUUGCAUCCGGUACUGAAAAGUCUCGCGGAGAAAUCAGUCUCACGCGCCCUAAUCGUCAGUGGGACUAUCCUUUUGGAUGGGCACCUCAACAGAUGCUGGCAUGGACAGGUCUUCUGCGUUAUGGAUACCAGGAUGAGGCUGAGAGAUUGACGUAUAAGUGGUUGUACAUGAUUACUAAAGCUUUCGUCGAUUUCAACGGUAUCGUUGUGGAGAAGUACGAUGUCACACGCCCGAUUGACCCUCACAGAGUUGAGGCCGAAUACGGCAACCAGGGCUCAAGCAAGACAGGGUUCGGCUGGGUCAAUGCUAGCUACGUAUAUGGGCUGGAAAUUCUCAGUGCGCAUCAGAGACGCGCCUUAGGAGCAGUCACCCCUUAUGAGACGUUUAGCAAGGCUAUAGAUCAACAAUUACUUUCCUGA
Messenger RNA from Talaromyces atroroseus, 2169 nucleotides. Its product is annotated as Neutral trehalase. Gene Ontology annotation, cellular component: cytoplasm. The transcript is spliced from 5 exons. The record is from RefSeq and is a predicted model, not a curated record. The coding region runs from base 1 to 2169 and encodes 722 amino acids. Gene Ontology annotation, biological process: trehalose catabolic process. NCBI's taxonomy places the organism in Eukaryota, Fungi, Ascomycota, Eurotiomycetes, Eurotiales, Trichocomaceae. Gene Ontology annotation, molecular function: alpha,alpha-trehalase activity; calcium ion binding.